Messenger RNA from Ictalurus furcatus (blue catfish), 6522 nucleotides. RefSeq names its product adaptor related protein complex 1 subunit gamma 1 (gene ap1g1). Gene Ontology annotation, molecular function: clathrin-cargo adaptor activity. The transcript has 23 exons. NCBI's taxonomy places the organism in Eukaryota, Metazoa, Chordata, Actinopteri, Siluriformes, Ictaluridae. Gene Ontology annotation, cellular component: AP-1 adaptor complex; Golgi apparatus; membrane coat. The coding region runs from base 103 to 2556 and encodes 817 amino acids. The record is from RefSeq and is a predicted model, not a curated record. Gene Ontology annotation, biological process: Golgi to vacuole transport; intracellular protein transport; receptor-mediated endocytosis.
UGAGGCUAGGGCCGCCGCCAUUUUGAAUGUCUGGUCCCUUCCUUCCUCCGUCGCGCAUAGAGAGAAGAUUCCGGUUGUUUUCUGGUGUCGUUACGGCUGAGGAUGCCAGCUCCGAUCAGACUGCGGGAGCUGAUCCGGACCAUCCGGACGGCUCGGACCCAGGCCGAGGAGCGAGAGAUGAUCCAGAAAGAAUGCGCAGCGAUCCGAUCAUCCUUCAGAGAAGAAGACAACACUUACCGCUGUAGAAACGUUGCAAAGCUGCUGUAUAUGCACAUGUUGGGUUAUCCGGCACAUUUCGGGCAGCUGGAAUGUCUGAAGCUGAUCGCCUCACAGAAGUUCACCGACAAGAGAAUAGGGUACCUGGGGGCCAUGUUGCUGUUGGACGAGAGGCAGGACGUCCAUUUACUAAUGACAAACUGCAUUAAGAACGAUCUAAAUCACAGCACACAGUACGUCCAGGGACUGGCCUUGUGCACCCUGGGCUGUAUGGGAUCGUCAGAAAUGUGUCGCGACCUGGCCGGGGAAGUGGAGAAGCUCCUCAAAACGUCAAAUUCCUACUUGAGGAAAAAGGCAGCGCUGUGUGCGGUUCACGUCAUCCGGAAGGUUCCGGAGUUGAUGGAGAUGUUCCUGCCGGCGACAAAAAACCUGCUGAGCGAGAAGAAUCACGGAGUUCUCCACACGUCUGUCGUUUUACUCACUGAAAUGUGUGAACGAAGUCCCGACAUGCUCACCCACUUCAGAAAGCUGGUUCCUCAACUGGUGCGAAUCCUGAAGAACCUGAUCAUGUCUGGAUACUCUCCUGAGCACGAUGUGUCCGGCAUCAGUGACCCCUUCCUGCAGGUGCGGAUAUUGAGGCUACUGAGAAUUCUGGGAAAGGGCGACGACGACUCUAGUGAAGCUAUGAAUGACAUUCUUGCACAGGUUGCGACAAACACAGAGACGAGUAAAAAUGUAGGCAAUGCGAUCUUGUAUGAAACUGUUCUGACUAUUAUGGACAUCAAAUCAGAGAGUGGAUUAAGGGUAUUAGCUAUUAAUAUCCUGGGACGUUUUCUUCUCAACAAUGACAAAAACAUCAGAUAUGUGGCGCUGACGUCUUUACUGAAAACGGUGCAGACAGACCACAAUGCAGUUCAAAGGCAUCGGAGUACCAUCGUGGACUGUCUGAAAGACCUGGACGUCUCCAUCAAAAGACGUGCGAUGGAGCUGAGUUUUGCCCUGGUCAACGGAAAUAACAUCCGUGGGAUGAUGAAGGAGCUGCUGUAUUUCCUGGACUCAUGCGAUCCGGAGUUCAAAGCCGACUGCGCGUCUGGGGUCUUCCUGGCUGCUGAGAAGUAUGCACCCUCUAAAAGAUGGCACAUAGACACCAUUAUGAGGGUGUUAACAACGGCGGGGAGUUACGUCCGAGACGACUCUGUCCCUAACCUCAUUCAGCUCAUCACCAACAGUGUGGAGAUGCAUGCUUACACCGUGCAGAGACUCUACAAAGCCCUGCUGGACGACAUCUCACAGCAACCUCUGGUGCAGGUGGCGUCCUGGUGCAUAGGAGAGUACGGAGACCUGCUGGUGUCAGGCCAGUGUGAGGAGGAGGAACCCAUUCAAGUUACAGAAGAUGAGGUCUUGGAUGUUUUGGAAGGUCUUCUCGUCUCCAACUUGUCCGCCCCCGUCACCCGAGGUUACUCGCUGACUGCCAUCAUGAAGCUGUCCACUCGUUUCAGCGGUGUGAAUCGAAUAAAGAAAGUGGUGUCUAUAUAUGGCAGCAGCAUAGACGUGGAGUUACAGCAGAGAGCUGUGGAGUACAAUGCGCUUUUCAAGAAAUACGAUCACAUGAGGCCGGCCUUGUUAGAGCGAAUGCCCAUUAUGGAGAAAACGGCUACUAACGGCCCGACGGAGAUCGUACAGACCAACGGAGAGACGGAACCUUCUGUACUGGACACGAAACACCCGCCCAGCAUCGCUCAGACAAAUCAGGCGAAUGAUUUGUUGGACUUGCUCGGAGGUAACGACGUCCCGGUGAUCCAAACGACUCUGCCGACUAAACCCGCCUCAGCCGGCGGAGAGCUGCUCGACCUACUCGGGGAUCUCUCUCUCUCUGGUGGUCCGACCCCUGCCCCUGCUCCUACUGUACCCGUAUCCCAGCCGCCGUUCCUCCUGGACGGUCUCUCCUCACAGCCGCUCUUCAACGACACUGCAGCAGCUAUUCCUCCGAUGACGGCGUACAACAAGAACGGCUUGAAAAUCGAGUUCACCUUCGAGAGGUCCAACCCGAACCCUAACGUUUCGGUCAUCACCAUCCACGCCUCCAACUCCACCGAGGCGGACAUGGCCGAGUUUGUGUUCCAGGCUGCGGUACCAAAGACGUUCCAGCUGCAGCUCCUCUCUCCUAGCAGUAAUAUUAUCCCAGCGCUCAACCAGGGAAGCGUCACGCAAGUCAUCAGGGUUCUUAACCCGCAGAAGCAACAGCUGCGAAUGCGCAUCAAGCUGACGUACAACUACAAAGGCUCUCCCGUUCAGGACAUGGCCGAGGUCAACAACUUCCCCCCUCAGUCCUGGCAGUGAUUGUGCUGUUCACUCGAUCUGUAACACACACACACACACACACACACACACACACACACACACACACGUAUACAUGUGCGCGCAUACACACACACGCAAACCCCAAUCAAGGGAACUGUGAGCUAUGGAGCACCCUUCCUCAUCCCUGACUGGCUCCCUGUGACAUAACUGCACAUCGCUGCCCUGGGGUUGCAUGGGAAAAACAGGGGAAUUUUUCCAACACACACACACACACGAUGGUGUGAAAACCAUGAUUAUGAUGACAAUGAUGAACGCUUUCCCUUUUUUCUGUUUUGUCUGUCUUUCUGCUUCAGAAUUAGCACAUCACUUCUAUUAUCAGCUCGCACACGGGUACUCGGUUUAGUGUACACACACACACCCACACCCUAAGCUGGCCCUGACCCUCUUUCUGUCUGGUCUAUACAUGGCAUAUACCACUCGACGGUCACUCUGGAGAGGAGCUUGUUGGAACGAGCUUUUGAUUUGUCUUGAUUUUCAUGAUUUUUAAUCGUAAUAGGCUUCAUUUUUUUAGAUGAAAGAUUAACAAAAAAUUCAUAGCUUUAGGCACUUUUUUUUUUUUAGGCAUUUCAGAGUCGGUUUAUAUACCGGAGGCAUUUCACGAAGAACAACAAAACUGGCGAGAUGAAACGUUCGAGUCGUCAGCUUUACCUUUCGCGAACGCGCGAUUUCGCCGAUCGGCUAUUCGCUACUCUAUAGUCUUCGUUGCACGUCGUACACCUUUUUGUUUAAACCGCAGUUCGAGUCUGAGGUGGUGGAAAUCUGGGAGGGGGUUGGCUUAUUUGCCCUGCGUUCACACUUGACACACGGCGAAGUCACGGGCCGUCGUUCAUUUCGUACGUACGUGCGCGUGACACGGAGCCGUGAUUUCAACGAGCGACUUUUCCGUGCAAAUUAGGAACGACUCGUUCGCUAAAAUGAUAACACACGCGUGAAUCGUUCCUCGGACCGAUCCUACGACACAGGUGGUCCGACUGUUUCUCCGGUUCGCGACGUCCAAAAAUAGAAGAAGGAAAAUAAAAACACUGGUUUUUCAGCGCAGUUCCAUUUUAUACCAUCAUUAAAUGCGUAUAGAGACGUUAGAGGGGAAAUGAAGCUUGGACGGAGGUAACCGAGAUCGCAGGAGCCUCUACGUGGCUAGUACGAUUAGCUAGCAUUGCUAAUCUGACAGCGUAGCUAGUACAAAGCCAAGCAUGUAAUGUUUUAAAAAACAAAGAAAAAACCUUUCUUUUUUUUUUAAACACAGAUGUUCAUUUGUGUUUGAUUAGUUAGCAUUAGGUAGUUUCUAUAGCUACUACCAUUUCUCAUCGAACGUUAAAAAGAAGAAAAAAAAAAAACUCACUAAAGGCCACGCCCACAGUCGGGAAAACUUUUCACCUGUCCGUGUGAACGUAGGUUUGUUUGUAUAGAUCAAUUCUUUCACAGCGUAAACGUUAGACACACAUUGGUGGGGUUUUUUUUUUUUGGUUUGUGUGUGUGUUUGUUUUUUUCAUGAAGUCGGAAUUCCCCGCGUCUCUGUUUAGUAUUUUGUCGCGAUACAAAGACGCCGUUUGACAAAAAGUCGUCGCUUAAACAUCAGUGCAAUUCGGAGACGGGUUGAAAUUUGACACUGUAUACGAGGUCCAUCAUGAAUGUAGUUGCAUGCACUGAAUUAAUACGUUUAUUAUUAUUUUUUUUUUUGAAGUGAAAAAAACAAAACAAAACCCUGUCGCCUGACUUUAAAGCAUCGUGCCUUUUUCGCCAUAAUGGUUAACGCCGGACCGAUUGAUUGGCUGCUUUCUGUUGGAGGAGCGUUUAUUUCAUUCGUGGCGGAUCUCCAGGAUGUGACGUAGGUGUGUAAGUCUGCGUGUGAGGUCUGAGGUGUGAACUUUCCCCCUGACUAUCUCCUGUUUUUCAGAAAAACAUUGGAAGCAGUAACUGAAAUACCUCGUGUUUGUUUUAAUUUUUUUUUCUUUAGGAUCAAAACAGUAUAUCAAGGCAUUUUUGAGUGAUGGGGGGGGGGGGACUUCUGUGUCCUUUCAAACACGUCACUAACAAAUCUCAGUCUUCACUUACUUACUUACACACACUGACCAGGUAGAUUUUUAGUUCAGUGACCAAAUCAGAGCUUAUGUGUAUAUGGUGAAGAAGAAAGGGGGGGAAAAAAGAGUCAGUGUGCGUUGUUACUUGAUUUUUUUUUAUUUUAUUUUUUUUCCCUCCACCUUUCUUCCUUCUCUCGUGAUGUCUUGGGACUUUUUUUUCUGUACAUAUUGAGGGCUUUUAAGAUGCAUCUAUCCUUUUCACCUUUUUGUUUCUCUUUUUUUUCUUUUUAAACAUAUUGACCCCUUUUUCUAAUCUAAAAUCCUACGCAGUGAUCAGUCUAAUUUAAUAACGUCCCUGUUUGAUUGUUUAUUCAGAAGAAAAUGUAUUAUCUGCUGCCUGUAUAUUGUAUAUAACUUGUAAAAGAUGACGGUGGGGGGGGGGGAAUCAAAAAUCGAAUAAACUCCAAUUUGAAGACGUGCGGAGAUUAGUUAGGGGGCUGUACUUGUAUACAAGUGUAAAGAAUCAAAGUGCAUUUCUUUUUCCUUUUGUUUUCUUUUCUGUUUGAUUUGCUAAUCACGUAGAUAGUGGUCAGAAUGUCGGUGGUUUGAUGCACUACUGAAAUGAGGUUUCGCAAUAUGAUGAAGGGACGGAUGAUGAUGAUGAUGAUGAUGCAUGCGCCGCAUCACCACCCUAACCCUCCUCACGCUUAGCUUUCUAUCAACGAAUCACCUUCAGGUCACUGUUGGCAUCGUCAUUACUUUUACAUGACUAGGAAACGACCAUUUCGCUCACAUGUCCAUAUAAUAUAUAUUAUAUUUUAUUUUCCCGUAAGUUCACCUCAGUGAAAGAUGCGCACUGAUUUUUUUCACGUUGGAGAGAGAUGAUUAACACCACACACAUUUCUGAUUGUUCUGCUCAUUCUCUGAGAUGCGGGUCUUCGAGUACCGGACCGAUCGAAGCUGUUACUGUGUCUUAAAUGUUUCUCUCCAUCCAUUUACUCGAUGAGGUGUAUGACUAAAAGGGGACUGGAGAACAAAAAGAAGGCGAGGAGGAAUACAAUCAGGCCCUAUGCUGCUUUUUAGGCUUGUUCUAUUCACUUAGCUCAAGUGUGUGUGUGUGUGUGUGUGUGUGUUGCCGGAGAGGAGGAUCCGAGACUGAGCGAGUUGCCUUCCUGCACCUUUUCCUAACACCCCUCCCCCCCGUCUGUUAAACAUCUUUUUUUUUUGUGUGUUGUUUCGGCUGCAAUGUUUUUUUUUUUUUUUUUUUUUUUCCCGACUGCAUGUGGAAAAACCCUGAUUGUAAAUAUUUGUCAUUUUUACUCUUUCUGUAAAAAAAAAAAAGAAAAGAAGAAAAGAAACGAAAAGAAGAACUUCCUGACGAUGCAAGAGAAGAUGCGGUUCUUUAAAGUUUCCCCCACAUCCAUCAUGUGUACCUUCUUUGGAGAAUUGUGUAACGGAAUUAAAACACCACGCGCGGCGUUUCACCCCGUUUGAAAGAGUCGUAUAUCGCACACUUGGACGAUUCUCUCCUCCAUCCGUAUCCCCUGUUCGUUUAAAUAAAUAAAUCAAUAAUUUUUGGACUUUGAUCUUUACGGGGGCUUCUUUUUACGCUUGCGGUCCAUCACGUUGUCCAAGUGUGUAGAGGAUGAUGAGGCUGGUGGUGGUGGUGGUGGUGGUGGUGAUGAGGAGGAUGAUGAUGGGAGGGCUUGGGUGUACUUCAUACGUGCUGACGUUUUUUUUUGUUUUGUUCGUUUCCCCUCAUCGAUAAGUUUGACAUGCUGAACUGAAUCAGUGUCCCGUGUCUUCAAGGAGUGAGUGAGUGAGCGAGCGAGCGAGUGCUGGACUGAAAAUAAUUCAUGAUGAUGAAUGAAAAACUUGUAAUCUACUACAAUGGGAUAUUUUAGACUUAUGCUGUGUAUAAUUGUCU